AAUACAAAGUUAGAUUCAAAGGUUCAAUGCAAAAAACUACAUCGGUCAAAAACGCAAGCUGUAUUUUUUACACAGAUUCAAAAGUCGCAAGCUAGUCACUGCCACACAUUUCCCUUACUUAAACACAACCUCAUUUCCGUCCACACACAUAAAACUCGUCAACAUCUUGUUAGAUUUAGACAGAGAAUUCCAAAUGGCAAAUUUGUUCAUUAAUCAGGCAAAACAGUAUGCUGAGAGCCGCCCAUGUUAUCCCGACCAACUUUUCCAGUUCAUUUCUUCUAUGACACCUUCCCAUGAUCUUGCUUGGGAUGUCGGCACCGGUAGCGGCCAGGCUGCUCGAUCUUUAGCUAAGAUCUACAAGAACGUGGUAGCCACAGACACAAGCCCAACACAACUCGAGAAUGCAACAAAGCUCCCCAACAUACGGUACCAACAUACCCCUCCCAUCAUGUCAAUGGCAGAGCUUGAAGAGAAGGUGGCAGCAGAGUCGAGCGUGGAUCUGGUGACGGUGGCUCAAGCGCUCCACUGGUUCGACCUCCCUAAAUUUUACGAACAGGUUAAGUGGGUGCUGAGGAAACCCAAUGGAGUAUUCGCCGCCUGGUUGUACACGCUGCCGGAAGUCAACAACGCCGUUGACGAUUUAAUACGACGAUUCUACAACAACCCUCACCGGGAUCCGAGGCGUUUAUUGGUAGAUGAUAAGUACAGUAGCGUCGAUUUCCCUUUCGAAGCGGUGGAGCGAGCGGGGAGCACGGGACCAUUUGAAUUUGUGACAGAGAGGGUGAUGGAGUAUGACGAGUAUAUGACAUACUUGACAACGACGUCGGUCUAUCAGAAGGCCAAGGACAACGGCACGGAGCUGCUGACGGCAGACAUGGUGGAGGAUUUCAGGCGUGCUUGGAAUGGUGACGGCGGCAGUGGGCAGAAAGUAGUUAAGUUCCCUAUUUAUUUGAAAAUCGGUAGGGUAGGGAAGUGAAAUUAUUAUUUGAUACAGAAGGUGGAUUUAUGCUGGUAGGACGUUUAAGAACUGGAGCCCCUAUGAUUAUUAUUAGAGGAAGGAACUCACCCCUCUAAGGCAUCUGUGAUGAAGUUUAUAUACCUAGUUAUGAGUAAAAUUUAUUAUGCCAACUAGCUAAUUAACUUAGUAGUAGCAAUAUUCUCGAUCAAAUGAAAAUAAAAAAUUUUUAUUUUG
This is a messenger RNA of Rubroshorea leprosula, 1192 nucleotides long. The record is from the annotation of a GenBank genome assembly. Lineage: Eukaryota; Viridiplantae; Streptophyta; Magnoliopsida; Malvales; Dipterocarpaceae.